This is a messenger RNA of Guyanagaster necrorhizus, 327 nucleotides long. RefSeq lists its product as uncharacterized. Lineage: Eukaryota; Fungi; Basidiomycota; Agaricomycetes; Agaricales; Physalacriaceae. Bases 1 to 327 code for a protein of 108 amino acids. Gene Ontology annotation, molecular function: monooxygenase activity; heme binding; iron ion binding. The transcript is spliced from 2 exons. The record is from RefSeq and is a predicted model, not a curated record.
AUGAACUCGACCCUCCUCCUGGCAUUUCUGUCGUUCUGUGCCUUACUGUUAUAUCGACUGUCUGUCUCAUUUAAUCGUCGGCGUCCACCUCUCCCUCCUGGGCCCAAGGGACUCCCGCUCAUAGGGAACCUCUGGGAUGUGCCCCGGGCCGAAGACUACCCAUGGCACACCUAUGCUCGAUGGGCUACCACCUAUGGCGACCUCUUAUAUCUGGACAUACCCGGAAAUCCGACAGUUAUAAUCAACUCUGUCAAAGCAGCAGUUGAUCUCUUCGAAAAACGAUCCGGGAAUUAUUCUGAUAGGCCAGUUAACGGGAUGGGGUUUUAA